AUGGCGCUUGAACUUGGGCUCAAGAUCACUCGAACCAGGGCCCCUGAUAAUGCCACCUCUAUCUCUGAGCUUCGCAUUUCCAAAAGCAGAGAAGGUCCAGUGUUCGUGUCCACUGAAACUCACGCCACCUUCAUCCUCACUUGCUAUCUCAAAGGUUACCACAGAAAUAGCUUUGAGAUCAAGAUUAGUGAGGAUGGUAAGGAGAUUUCCAUUAAUGGAGAGAAGCCAGUUCAGGAAAUUUUGAUGAUGGGGAGGGUAAUGUUGAAGAAAAAUGUGGAAACUGUAGGGUUUAGAAAGGUUUUUAAAAUCCCCUGUGGAGUGGUUUUGGAUCGAAUCAGCGCCAAGUUUGAUGAAGAUGAAUCAUUAUUGAAAAUUGUAAUGCCCAAGUUGGUGAAAGGGAUUUGCGGGGUUCAGAUUGAAGAGGUGAGAAAGGAAGAAGGAUUUGGGGAAUCAAGCCAGAAAGCUUCUGAAAUUGGGGAAAAUGAGAGUGUUUUCAAACUGGAAGAAGGAUUAUCUGACAAGAAACUUGUAGAAUCCACCAAUGGGAAUGUAACUGCUGACACAAUCCAAAAAGAAAUUGAAAGCCCAAGAUUUGAAGCAAUGAAGAAAUCAGACCUAGGCGAAAAUGUAUGUCAUACACCAAAGAACAUUGAAGAUGCAAGUCCCGAAGUGUUGAAGGUGCCUGUGCUUCAGCCAUUGGAGGAAACUGAAAAUAUUAUGCUCGGUGGGCCACCUGGGAUCACUGGAGAAGACAAAUUUAAAGGAACACCAAAGGGAGAAGUCGAAGAGGUUAAGUUUGAAAAUGGAAGCAAAGAUGAAGAAAGGGUGCAAACAGAAAUUAGUAAGGAAGGACUUGAAGCUAGAGACACUACAAUGCAAGGAAGGAAAUCUGAAAAAGUUCUUGCUGGAGCUUUCAGGACUAGUGAGGAGGACAUAUUUGAAAGAACACAAAUCAAAGAAACUAAGUUGGAAUGUGAAAGCAAAGAUGAAGAAAGGGUGGGAACAAAAAUUAGUGAGAAAGGACAUGCAAAAAGGGAGGGAACAGAAGUUAGUAAAGGAGGACUUGAAUCAAUAGAUGCUACGAUGGAAGAAAGGGAACCUGAAAAGGUGUUCGCUAGGGCUUUUGGGAUUAAUGGUGAAGCUAUAGAUGAAGGGAAACAAAAGAAAGAAAUUGAAGACACUAAUUCUGACAGUGAAGGAAAAUUUGAGGAAAGGUGGAAAUUAGGAAGGGAGGACUUGAAGCAAAAGAAACUAUAA
Prosopis cineraria is the source of this 1257-nucleotide messenger RNA. RefSeq lists its product as uncharacterized. Lineage: Eukaryota; Viridiplantae; Streptophyta; Magnoliopsida; Fabales; Fabaceae. The transcript has 2 exons. The coding region runs from base 1 to 1257 and encodes 418 amino acids. The record is from RefSeq and is a predicted model, not a curated record.